GGGAUUAGUUGUGCAAAAUGUUAUCUUGUCUAUUAGUCAUUUACCCAUAUAUGGUUAAUAAUUAUAUUUUGUGUGCGCGUAUCGGUCAUCAUAUUACUUAGUGAUAUCUAUGUACAGCAGUUGCAGCAGAGUUGUAGAAGCUAUAACCUGCACCCGUAAGCCUCAUAAAAAUGGCAGCACAUCAGUUAAAUAUAUUGGAUUUAAAUGAUUAUUGUCUUGGCCGCAUUCUAAAGUAUCUGGAAAUCGAAGAUCAUGUUAAUUUUGGACAAGCCUGCACACGUUUUCGGGAGGCCUUAAGAGACUGGUCCUACGUACUCUAUCCAGUGUUUGAGAUAAGACGAAGUGAAGACAUCAAAUUGCAAUUAAAACUCUUCUUCAUUGUUUGUGAUGUCGUUAAAAAACUGUUUCUGGAUAUUGGGGAAAGCACAUUACAAGGCGGCUUUCCUGUCGAUCAAUUCUGCAAUCAUGUCCAGAGCAUGGACAGCUUGGAAUGCUUCAUCAUCAACGAAGGAACCGGCCUGGGGCGAAUGUUUAAAACAGCGAAUUCUGUGCGUGACCGAAUAAUAGAGAAAACAUUUAAGGCCCUGGAGCACUUGCCGAAAUUGAAGAGCAUUAGUGUAACGUGUGGAGCCAACAGUUACGACGCGAGCUGCUUGAUUCAGAUGAAAUGCCUGCAAGAGCUUUCAUUAAAUACCAAAAUAGCUGCAGAGGAUCUUGUUGAGAUAUGCAAAUCGAAUGCGAAUCUGCGUGUUUUGUGGUUACGCGAGGUUGUCGGCGAGCUAAACGAUAUUGUGCCGCAUUGCCAGAACCUGGAAGAAAUUGUUUUUCCAAUGUUCAGCAGUCACACAACAUACGCUGGACUUGCGGAGCUGCCGAACAUAAAGAAAAUAGUCAUAAAAUCCACAAAUUCAACUUCGCCUUGCGCUAAGCUUAUUGAGCUCUUCAGCGCAUUUGCAGCUCAACGGCAAAACACCCAAUUACAAAGCUUGAUAUUGCUCUCAAGUUUGAACUUUGAAGAGACCACCAAACUAAUCGAAUUAAAAUUCUUAAAAGAACUGCGCUGUUCAUUCGAAGAUGCAAGCUGCAUUGAUCUCUUGACCGAUCUAACUGAACUGGAAGGUCUUUACAUUAUGCUGGGCCGCUCUGGAGCUGGCUCCAAGGAAUGCUUAAAUGUUCUCAAAUCUUGCAAAAUACUGCAGCGUCUGCACAUAAACUCUAAUCUGUCGACAGACUUUGUAGAUAAGGCGCUGGAAGUAUUGCGAAAAGUUCGCAAUACCGAAAAGCAAAAGCCAUUACAAUUGUAUUCCACAGGUGUUAUGCAUCUGUGCGAGGAAGGAGAGGAGAAACUGGUUGACAAUGCAUACUGUUCUAUAGUGAAUCACUCAGAGUAUCUACGUCCACUGCCCUGGAGACUUUCAAUCUAAUCAUGGAAUAGAUAAGGACUACUCAAUGCCAAAUAUGGCAGUGCUUUAUCUAAUAUCAAUAAAAACACGGGAAACAUAUUUAUAUAACUUUAACAAGCAGAUUAAGGAAAAUGUUCGCGUAUUGCUGAGAAACACAGCAGUUGUAACAGAGCUGUAGGAGCUAUAAGAAGCUGUAAGACUAUAAGACGUAUAAUAUGGAAUCGAAACUGUUGAAUAUAAUGGAUUUAAAUGACGAUUGUCUUGGUUGCAUACUUAAAUAUCUGGACAUUGAAGAUC
Molecule: messenger RNA, 1700 nt
Organism: Drosophila novamexicana
Lineage: Eukaryota; Metazoa; Arthropoda; Insecta; Diptera; Drosophilidae
Exons: 3
Coding region: 171-1424 (417 amino acids)
Molecular function (GO): protein binding
Source: RefSeq, a predicted model, not a curated record